GGCGGGGCAGGGCUCCCGCGCCGCAGCGCCAUUGGCUGCCCUGGCUGCCACCCGGCAGUAGUAACGGGGUCAGCCCCGCCCCUUCCUCUUUCCUUCGGAGCAGGCGGCGGCGGCGGUGGUUUCUAGUGCAGCUAUGGCCAAAAUUAAGGCUCGGGACCUUCGGGGCAAGAAGAAGGAGGAGCUGCUGAAACAGCUGGACGACCUGAAGGUGGAGCUGUCGCAGCUGCGCGUUGCCAAAGUGACGGGCGGCGCAGCAUCGAAGCUCUCCAAGAUCCGAGUUGUCCGCAAAUCCAUCGCCCGAGUUCUCACGGUUAUCAACCAGACACAGAAAGAAAACCUCAGGAAAUACUACAAGGGCAAGAAGUACAAGCCCCUGGACCUGCGGCCCAAGAAGACUCGAGCCAUGCGCCGCCGGCUCAACAAGCAUGAGGAGAAGCUGAAGACGAAGAAGCAGCAGCGGAAGGAGCGGCUGUAUCCUCUGCGCAAGUUUGCUGUCAAGGCCUGAGCAGCACGGUGACAAUAAAACUCAAAACUCUG
This is a messenger RNA of Cavia porcellus (domestic guinea pig), 537 nucleotides long. RefSeq names its product ribosomal protein L35 (gene Rpl35). The record is from RefSeq and is a predicted model, not a curated record. Gene Ontology annotation, cellular component: cytosolic large ribosomal subunit; ribosome. Gene Ontology annotation, biological process: translation; maturation of LSU-rRNA from tricistronic rRNA transcript (SSU-rRNA, 5.8S rRNA, LSU-rRNA). The coding region runs from base 134 to 505 and encodes 123 amino acids. The transcript has 4 exons. NCBI's taxonomy places the organism in Eukaryota, Metazoa, Chordata, Mammalia, Rodentia, Caviidae. Gene Ontology annotation, molecular function: structural constituent of ribosome; mRNA binding.